Molecule: messenger RNA, 6452 nt
Organism: Brassica rapa (field mustard)
Lineage: Eukaryota; Viridiplantae; Streptophyta; Magnoliopsida; Brassicales; Brassicaceae
Product: probable pectinesterase/pectinesterase inhibitor 20
Biological process (GO): cell wall modification
Molecular function (GO): pectinesterase activity
Source: RefSeq, a predicted model, not a curated record
UCUUGAUAUAUAUUUUUUAAUGAUAAAUUGCGAUAAAAAAAACUUUAGGUGCAUGGUGGCCGGCUUAGUAUAUACCACCCUUGUAUGUUUUCUUUUGAUUCACAGAAAUUUUUGGUUAAUCACAGUUUAUUGCCAGCUUAGUACAAUUCUUCAUACCAUGUGUAGCUUUAGUAUGCAUUUAUUGUUAUAAAAGUAACUCGAAGAUUGUAACAUUGAUGAUAAUAAUUUGCGAUCCUUUGAUAAAUACAUGCUGAUAUGUGAUACUGAUCAACUAUUUAUAUUUCUAUUAUAAAUGAUGAUUGCAACAUAUGUGAUACUGAUCAACUAUUUCAAGAACCAGAAGUUUAUGGGCUAAAGUAUUAAUCGUGUUUGGUCGGAGACUCGGAGCGGUGGGUAGGUUAAGAAUUUUUACUUAACGAUCUCUGCCGAGCUAAUGUAUCAACUUUUUUGGUAAAAACUAAUGUAUCAACUUAUCAUUUAACUUUCAUAAAAGAGACGGACACUUGCCAACAACUAUACUUGAUUCACAUAAAUAAGUAAAAAACAGAAAAUAGGAAAAACCUAUACACUUCACGACGAUAACAAAUGACCUUGUUUGGGUAAUCUAUGAUCAUAACAUUUCAACAACACUAAUCAUCGUUCAUUAAUGCAAUUACCAAGUCUCUCGUAGUCUUACUUUCACACGCUAAUCACAAAGAUGAAAAAAAACAAGCACGAAGCUUCUUUUAUCUAUCCACCUAAAAGCCUAACGUGAUUCACAAAGCGUUGUUCAACUAAUGUUCCACUGACCAACCAUUGAAGCUUAGUUAAAUGUUUACUGUCCACUCAACAGGCUGCGAAAAACAACAUUAUAUUAAAGGGAACAACAAUACACAAUUUUUAGUGUUUGUUAAGGAAAAGUAAUACAAGAAUUAGAAAGAUGGUUCGGAUUUCCACUUUAUACCUCAUUAUUAUCAUUUCGGUAUUCUCUGAUUUUUUCGCAAGUCGCACGGCUAUUUCAAAAAGCAUUCUCCAACAUGAUGCCGAUGGUGUCAAGAUUCGAGCAACCGUAACUGUUAGCAAGAAUGGGUUUGGGAAUUUCAGUAGAAUCAAUGACGCGGUUGCAAUGGCUCCAAAUAAUAGUAACGGAGAUGAAGGUUUUUUUCAUAUAAAGAUAAUGGAGGGAGAAUAUGAAGAAUAUAUAAAUAUCGAUCAGAAUAAGAGAUAUUUGAUGAUGAGCGGCGCCGGUAUUAACCGGACAAUCAUCACCGGAAACCAUAGCUAUGAGGAUGGAUGGGGAAUAGAUGUCUCAGCCACAUUUAUUGCAUCAGGCUCACAUUUUAUCUGCAAACAUUUGACCAUUCGAAACACGGCUGGACCCACAAAGGGACAAGCUUUGGCAUUGAUGUGCAGCGGGGACUUAUCCGUUUUCUACAAUUGCAGUAUCGAAGGAUACCAGGAUACUUUGUGGGUCCGCAGUGGCAAACAAUUCUAUCGAGAAUGUGACGUAUAUGGUACAAUCGAUUUUAUAUUCGGUAAUGCUGUGGUUGUAUUGCAGAAAUGCAACUUGUAUGCACGUCGACCAAGCAAAGGCAAUGGUAACGAGAUUACAGCACAAGGUCGUACCAACCCAAAAGACCAAUCCGGAAUUGUAAUCCAAGGAUGUGCGAUAAAACCAACACACGAUCUCGCAAGGAGCAACUAUACGGUUAAAACAUAUCUUGGUCGGCCGUGGAAAAAUUAUUCGAGGACGAUUAUCAUGCAAACAUACAUCGAUGGAUUUAUUGAACCAGCUGGUUGGGAUAAAUCUUCUGGUGAGGCACUGAGAACGCUCUACUUUGCUGAAUACAACAAUUAUGGAACCGGUUCAAACACCACAAACCGUGUCACUUGGCCUAGUUACCACAUCAUCAGUGCCACUAUUGCUUCGAAUUUCACGGUUUCUAGUUUUAUUGACGGCGAUAGUUGGAUUCCACAAACCAAGGUUCCUUACAUUGGUGGUUUAGUUCCGUAAGGUAUCUAUUAUAUAAAUCAUAUGCUGAUGUGUGACUUAAAAAGUUUAAAUCCUGGUGAAAGGAUAUCUAAUUAUUGGUGUAAUAAAAACAAUGGUCAAUGGAAGAUGAAGUGAAAAAGUACUAUUAAUUCAAAUUCCUAUUUAAUUUAUUAUUAAUAUUUAUCAAAUCGCAUAUUUUAACAGUUUAAAGGUUUCUUUAAUUUUUUAUUCAAUACGAUAUAUGUAGUUACAUACACAUUCCUGUUUUUUUUUGUUAUUUAAACAAAAAAAAAGUAGUUACAUACACAUCCAUCACGUAUUAAACAAAACAUGAGGAAUCACAGUUUAAUUUAAUACUUGUAUCGUCACGUUUAUUAUGAUACUACGAUAGGCUUCUCCUCCAAUAAUAUAUGUCUCACAAAUUUCUAAGUAACUCUAAUUAUUUUGUAGAACUAGACUUUUCUGAUUAUGGUUCUACCGGCCGGUGCCGAGCGAAGCCUUCUAAAGGCGCAGGCAAGGUUAAAAUUUACUUUACAUUUUUAAUAGUGUUUAUAAUCUAAACACUAUUAAGAAGCAAUAUAUUUUUUGGUAAAAAAUGAUUUAAGGCAUUUCUUAGAAUUAAUUAUUUAAUUUACUUAGAACAUAAUAAACUUAACUAAAAAUAUUUAAUAAAACUAAAAUAAGGUGCCUGGAAAUUCAAGUAUGUAAGAUUUUAGUUUGAUUAACCAUAAAUAUUUAUUGUUAUUAAGGGCCUCAAAAUAUUAUAGGAAGGUCAUGAUUUACUUGCAAUAACUAUUAUAAUCUGGAGAAGUGAAUCGAGCGUUUAGUGGUUACUCCUAUUAGAGUUUGUGUCUCAUGGAAACAUGUCCAAUAAACUCAGUCAAAAAAUAAAAUAAAAUGAUAUCUAUGAGGUAAGGAUAAAAUGACUGAAUGAAGUGAGAAAGAGAGAGGAAAGAAACCAGAAGUAAGACUGUUUAUAUGAUCUAAACCUGAAUGGGUAAGAAUCAUGAGCGGAGGUAGUAAGGUGGUAGGGGGGUCAGCUGACCCCACCUAAAUAAAAAAUUUAUGUGUUUUUUUUGUAUAAAUUUUGAUUGUGACCCCAGCAUAAAUUUUUAACUGAUCCCACAAAUAAAAAAAACGCGAAAGACAAAAUAAUCAAAGAAUUAUUUUAAGUUAUUUUUGGGCUUACUUUAUUUUGGAGUCAGUUUUAAUUUGAAUCCACUUUAAUAUGAAUCCACAAAUCACUAUCUAAAAUGUCAACAAAUCUUUUACGUUGAUUGUUUUAUUUUUUUGCUAUUCGUUUUCAUAUAUUUUACUUUUCAUUACAAAAAGACAAGUAAAACUUGUUUACGUUCUAAUUUACUUUAGUAUACGUAGGUCAUAUUUUGUGUUUAUAUCAAGUUAGAUAUGACAUGAUUUAAACUCAUUGAAAAUUUAAGAUCUAUAUUUGUAAUUUAUGUAUUUAAAUAUGUAAUUUAGUUUGUUAUUCUUAAUAGAUAAUGCAUCUGUUCCCAAAAUACAAAUAUUAAAAAUGUUAGAAAUUAUAACGAUGUUUUUAAUGAUGUUUGGUUUUUAGGUGGUUGUAUUUAUUGUUUAUUCAAAUAAAAUCUAAAUAUUAUAAAAAAUGGUGAUACAAUUAAAGAUUAGAUGAAUUGUAAUGUAGGUUAAUUUUUUUAGAAAUAUGAAAAAUUUUGUUUUGACCCCACUAAAAAAAAUUUAUGGCUCCGCCACUGGUAAGAAUUCAUGUGCUGAUCGAUACUCCCUCAAUGAGACCACAUGCUUUAAUCUUAAAAGAGGUCAGUGAUGGUGAAUUUAGCUAUGGACUGAAAAAGAUUAGGUUGCUAAUUCUAGGCAGAGUACAUGAAAGUACCUUCGAAGGUUGGUGCUCUUUGAUGUGGCUUGCAACUAGCAAUGCUAAGAUGAUGUUCUGAAGGAUAUAUGAGUUCCAAAUGUUUUGUUUGCGGACCUAAGUCUGGGAAGUUGAUAAAUGGUGUUUUUGCAUGUUUAUAACCUUUGUUUUGAGUCGAUUGUCGAGUCAUAGUAUGUAUUUUUUAAUAUUUUAUCAGUUUUUUCAGGUUAUAGGUCGAGUUGGAACAGAAGGAAUUGAAUUGAGUGUAGAAUAGUUGUUAAAGAUGCAGAACUAUGUAGAUUCGUCUGAAGUUUAGCAAUGGAUGGAAGGCUUGCCAUACUGAAAUUAACUCAAAUUUUGUCACAGUAUAGAUUAUUGAUUUAGCUUUCCAAUUUUACUGGUUUAAGGUCGUUCCAUUUGUGUUAUGCGUGUGUUACUGAAGAGUAGUCUAUCUGCCGGUUGAAUAAAAAAUGCUAAUAAAUGUUUAUUCAAAAUUGCUGUCAAUGAGAUCCUACUUUAUUUCUUACCGCAGUUAUAUUCUAGCUGGUCGUAAUUUUCUUGUUUGAUAGGCAGACACACCGAGUUUCCAGAUUUGAUCACACAGCUGCUACACAUUCCGAUCGUUACCUCUUUAUUUUGGUGGUUGCUCACAUUAUGUCUUCUUCAGUGAUCUUCAUAUCCUUUUUAUGGAAUUUUCGAUGACAUUCAACUCAGUUGCCAUUCUAUAUAAUUGAAUGUCUCAGGUAAAAAUAGCAGUGCUGCAGAAACCAUUGGAGUCAGGACAACCCAUUGAAAAUGAAGUUGAGAUGCUUAGAAGACAGAAGUCAGCAUGUGAUGAAGGAAAAUAUUGGACUGUGAAAAAGCAAUGCUCGGGUGGUGUGUGGGGUUGGAUUGAUAGGUAGAUGCCAAAGUAUUCGGCUUAUGCUAAUACAUAGAUUUGAAGAUGCUCACCUCUGAAUCCAACAGAGACAGAAUCACAGAAUCACACAUUGGUUAGGUUGGAGGAUAUAAUUUAUUUCUUGUCUAUUACAAAGAUGGCAAAGAUUCAUAAUUAAUUUGUUUGUGCGAAUUUUUAUUUUCCUAUAUUAAAGUUACUAGAGAAUUUACAUUUGGCUGAUAACUUCUGUUUUUAACAUAUUAAACCCCAUUUUCCUACAUAACUAAUAGAGAACGCAGUCUCGUAUUUAUUCUUUAGUACAAGUAUAAGCGUACAACUGAAAAUUAUUGAUUAAAAAUACUAAGCUAAGCCUUGAGAAUUGGUAAGAUACUGACGUUUAUCGCAAAUAUAUUGGUGAAAAGCUAUGAAGGUACCUCAGAUUUUAUUGUCUCUUCUGAUUAUUCCAAAUUAUUCACACGUCUUGUCGUCUAUUACGCUUUGUACAUGUGUGAAUGAUGCAAUCUUUUUCUUGGUUUAGUUUAAGUCAUUAUUUAGCAUAUACUUAAUUAAUUUCAGUUUAAAUGAUUUUCGGUUUUCAAUAACCGGUUAAGUGGAAUUUGAUUAAUCUGUGACCAAAAAAUCUAUCAAAUUAUAAUUAAAUCUGUGGUGAAAGUAUAAAAAAUCUACCAAAUUGAUAUUAAUCUGUCAAAAUAAAGUAAAUAUGUAGUCAAAGGAUAAUAAAUCUAUCAAAUCCAUAUUAAAUCUGUUAAAAUAAGUAAGUUUGUGGUCAAAUGAAAAUCAGUUGAAAUCCAAAUGAAUCUGUCAAAAAUACAUGGUCAAAAGAUAAUAAAUCUAUCAAAUCAAUUUUAAAUCUAACAUAAUUCUCACUAGAAAAAGAAAGAUAAUCUGCAUGUUUUAAAAUAUAUCAUAUAUUGAUUACCGAAGACAAAAAAAUAUUUAAAAUUUAAUAUAAAUCAUGCAACUAAACUGACGAGUCAAUGAUGGUAACGAUAUAUGUAUAUAUAUAUAUAUAUAUAUACACAUAGUUCAGGGUCUAAAAUAACAAAUCACUAAGAAAGCUAAAGAGAGAGAAAAGCAAAGAGAUAUAAAUGGGGGUGUGUUUCAGAAACAAAAUUUGGGUUGCUCUUUUUGUUGUGAUUUUUUUUAUCUCUUCAUCAGCGAGAUUAAGUUUGGCUGUUACAAAAGCUGAGAUCAAUACCAUAUGUACGGGUACACCGAAUCCCUCAUUUUGUUUUAAGCUCUUCAAAUCGGAUCCACAUAUUACAAAUCUAAAUCUGACUGGUUUGGUCAAGGUUUUGAUUAAAUAUGCGCAUGAUGAAUCCUUAGACACAGAGAAAAUAAUACAACUUCAUGCGGAAAGCAUCAAAGAUCCUUUUAUUAAAAAACAAUAUAGCUUAUGCUCCAACAAUUUUGAAUAUACACUUGUGCCAUUUGAUUCAGCUCUCAAGUAUUUAGCAGCCAAGGAUCCUCAUAGCUUAAAUGUCAAUAUCGCAGCAGCGAUGACUUUCGCAGAAACUUGUAAAGACGUUUUUGAAGAAUUUCAUAUCAAACUCGAUCCUCAAAUAUUGAUGAAGAUUAAUGAUUUUCAAGAUUUAUGCAGUAUUCCAUUGAUGAUUUCCACCAUGUUACCAAAAUAAUAGCUAAUAUAUUGUACCCGACAAUCCAUAUUGGAAUUAAGUUUAAUAAAAAUAUAGAUCGCUAUGAAUUUUUCUAUGCAACUAUAUUUACUUCUU